AUGGCUCUGCAGCAUGGCUCACAGGGUUUAGAGGCUAGGAGCGAUGACCAAAAUCGUCGUGUUCCUAAAAGCUCGUCCAUCGUUGAGCUCAAUUCGGUGAUCGGAGACCAUGGGAGAAUGUACAAUGGAUAUCGCGAGGGAAAUACUUCCUCCCAAAUGACCCUGACGAACAAGACCGUUUGGAUUUCCAGCAGCGGUGUAUGGGAUCUCGAAUUUGCCAGAGAAAACCCCAACUCCAACGUAAUUGGUAUAGACCUUAGCAAAGUACAGCCCGAGCUCGAGUCCGUUCUGAACUGCGACUUCAUUAAGACGGAUGCUGAAGAGACCUGGAUUUUGAACUAUCCUUUCGACUAUGUCCGGCACGCAUUCGACAACGUGAACUCCGGCAGUUGGAUUGAGUAUCAGGACAGUACUGCUUUUCCAUACCGCUUUAAGGGGGACGUCGAAGGGACAGCGUUCAAGAGAUGGUGCGAUUUAUUCGUGCAAAGCGGCGCGGCGCUGGGUCGAGACCUGCUGAUCCCGUUACAUUACAAGCACUGGUUGGUCGAAGCUGGCUUUGUGAAUGUUGUGGAAAGGCAGAUUUCGUGGCCACUCGCACCUUGGCCAGAAAACCGUGCGCGCGUAGGUGCGUACAACUCGUUGAGUUGGCCCUUCGAAGCAACGAGGAGCAUGCUUGUAAAGGGUUCCGGUCUGCAAUCGGAGGGGGUAGAUGAAGUCAUUCAGGAGGCCAAGCAGGAACUGAAGGAUCCAGAAUAA
Molecule: messenger RNA, 756 nt
Organism: Neoarthrinium moseri
Lineage: Eukaryota; Fungi; Ascomycota; Sordariomycetes; Amphisphaeriales; Apiosporaceae
Exons: 4
Coding region: 1-756 (251 amino acids)
Source: RefSeq, a predicted model, not a curated record